UUCCUUAGUUCUGAGGAUCGAAUUUCAACCAGGAUUUCCCUUAGGUAAGAAAGGUUAGGGGUCUUGGUGUCAGUGCCACUGGAGACAAAGGGAGGACUCAGGAUACAGAAGGUAUCUGCACUGAACUGGAGGGCUGAAGAAACUGGGAAGGAUGUCUCAUCAGACAGGGAUCCAUGCGACUGCAGAUUUGAGGCAGUUCCUGGUCAAAGCGAGGCAAGGAGCCAUCAGAGUCAUAAAGAUUGUCAUAAGGAGUGAGCAAUUAGUGUUGGGGUCCUACCGAGAGCCCUCUCAGAGCUGGGAUCGGGAUUAUGACCCAUGUGUUCUGCCUCUGUUGGACUCGUUGGAGCCAUGUUACAUCCUGUUACGUCUGGACACGCAGAACCAGCAGGGCUACGAGUGGCUCUUCAUUUCCUGGUCUCCAGAUCAGUCGCCUGUGCGACUGAAGAUGGUGUACGCUGCCACUCGUGCCACACUGAAAAAGGAGUUUGGUGGAAGUCACAUCAAAGACGAAUUAUUUGGAACCACGCAAGAAGAUGUGUGUUUUCAGGCUUACCUUCGCCACAUGUCCUCCUCCUCUAGCCCUGGUCCCCUUACUGCAGCUGAGCAGGAGCUCCAUCAGAUUAAAGCCACAGAGGACAAGGUUGUAUGGGAGGAGCGAAGACGAGCCACUACUCCGGCUGGAAGAGGAAAGGUAAACUCAACCCAGAUAAGCGUGGAGACUAAGCCGCUGAAUCUGCCGGGUUUGGCGUUCCCAUUACAGGAGGAAGCUAAACGAGCUUUACAGCUCCUCAAACAAAGGCGCAUCAACUACAUCCAGCUAAGGCUGGACACUGAGAGAGAGACAAUCGAACUGGUCCACACCAAUCCUACAGAGAUCCGUGAGCUGCCGGCCCGAAUCCCUGCUGAUGCUCCUCGCUAUCACUUCUUCCUGUAUAAACACUCAUAUCAGGGCCAGAGCGUGGAGGCUGUGGUAUUCUUCUACUCCAUGCCUGGAUACAGCUGUAGCAUCAAGGAGCGGAUGCUCUACUCCAGCUGUAAGAACCGGCUGCUGGAGGAGGUCGAGAGGGAUUACCGCAUAGAGAUCAGUAAGAAGAUGGAAAUAGAGAGUGGAGAGGGCUUGACGGAAGAGUACCUAUAUGAAGAAGUUCACCCUAAGCCACAGGCUGUGAAACAAGCCUUUGCCAAGCCAAAGGGCCCUACAGGGAAAAGGGGUAACAAGCGUCUUAUUAAGGGCGUAGGGGAGAACGGCGAAGAGAGCUAGGAGCUACUUGAAAUGAGACAAAGCCUCUAGAAAUGUUUCUCCUUAACCUGCUGUCUGACUCUGACUUCUCUUUCUGUUGUUCUGUUUUAAUUAACGCUCAUAUACUCUACUGCUAAAUGUUCUAAAAUCCACUGUACUCACAAGGCCACAACUACUAAACAAAACACUGAUUAUUUUGCAUAAUAUUCAAA
Molecule: messenger RNA, 1452 nt
Organism: Clarias gariepinus (North African catfish)
Lineage: Eukaryota; Metazoa; Chordata; Actinopteri; Siluriformes; Clariidae
Gene: twf2b
Product: twinfilin actin-binding protein 2b
Exons: 11
Coding region: 152-1261 (369 amino acids)
Biological process (GO): regulation of lamellipodium assembly; positive regulation of neuron projection development; barbed-end actin filament capping
Cellular component (GO): myofibril; cytoplasm; actin filament
Molecular function (GO): actin filament binding; actin monomer binding
Source: RefSeq, a predicted model, not a curated record